AUGAAGAGGAAGUUUGGUGGAAACGAGAGGUUGAAGCGGUCUCUCCUGAACACAUUGAGGAGAGAAUUUGAGGUUCUUACGAUGAAGCCAGAAGAGAAGAUCGGUGAAUACUUUGGAAGAGUCAUGACAGUCUCAAACAAGAUGAGGAGUAACAGUGAGGACAUGCCGGACUCAAAGAUUGUUGAGAAGAUCCUCAGAACCUUAACAGACCAGUUCACAUACGUGGUGAUCUCCAUUGAAGAAUCAAAAGACACCAGAAGCAUGUCUAUCGAUGAACUACAGAGUUCUCUUGCAGUUCAUGAGCAGAAAUUCAAGAAAACCACACAUGAGGAAUAA
Molecule: messenger RNA, 336 nt
Organism: Brassica napus (rape)
Lineage: Eukaryota; Viridiplantae; Streptophyta; Magnoliopsida; Brassicales; Brassicaceae
Exons: 1
Coding region: 1-336 (111 amino acids)
Source: RefSeq, a predicted model, not a curated record